Harpegnathos saltator (Jerdon's jumping ant) is the source of this 830-nucleotide messenger RNA. It is a transcript of the gene mRpL40, whose product is annotated as mitochondrial ribosomal protein L40. Lineage: Eukaryota; Metazoa; Arthropoda; Insecta; Hymenoptera; Formicidae. The coding region runs from base 52 to 663 and encodes 203 amino acids. The transcript has 5 exons. The record is from RefSeq and is a predicted model, not a curated record. Gene Ontology annotation, cellular component: mitochondrial large ribosomal subunit; mitochondrial ribosome.
AAGUACUUUUAGAGUAAAGGCAAUAUAACGUAAAAAGGUUAUGUUACAAGAAUGAGUGUUGUUAAUUUAUUGUCAAAAUUUUCACGAUUAUCUGUGUGCAAUCUAUCUAACGUUCGAAAUAUAUCAACAUGCACCAGUCCAUUAUACUUCAGAGUCAGCAGUGCGCUUCUUGGAGAACCAUUAAAAAGGAAGAAACGGUUAGAUCCUGCAAUUAUCAAGGCAAGAUUGGAUAGGAAAAAGAAAAAGAUUGAGAAACAAAUUCGUAGAUUAGAAAAGGUUGCCAAACAAUUGAAACCAAUCAGUGAAAUAGAAAUACCAUUUAAAUUAGUAGAUGAAAGAAAGCAGAGGCUGCGAAAUUCUUCACCAUUAUCAGCAGAGGAAGUGGAAUCUAGAGUUUUAUUACAAAAGGAAUGGAAUAGAUAUAAAAAUAACCAAUAUUUAGCUGAUUUUCAGACGAUAGAUUCUAUGUUAUAUUCACAACAAAAAGCACUUGAUGAACUUAGAGCAGAGUCAGAAGAACUAUAUCAAGAAGCAAUACAGGUGGAUUUAGCAUUUUUACCUUAUGUGGUCAAAGGCCCAUUAAAAACACCUCCAAUAGAAAAUUACAACAGUCCUGAUGGAGAAUAUGUAAACACCACCCGGAAAUAUGAAGGGGAAGAAUGAAAGAUCAAUGGUGUGGUAAAAAGAUGAAUAUUACUCCGUAUUCAGGAACUCGUACAAGAGAAGCGUGUAUUUUUAGAUAAUUCAUCAAAGCUUAAAUUUGUAUAUUUGACAUUAUAUAAACAUAAUAAAAUAGGAAGUGAUGAAAAGUAAAUUUUUCGUCAUGAGAA